UCUUUAAAAUUCGGCAGCGUAGAAGAUGUUCAGAAACCAGUACGACACGGACGUGACGACAUGGAGCCCAGCCGGGAGGCUGUUCCAGGUGGAAUACGCGAUGGAGGCAGUGAAACAAGGGUCCGCUGCGAUAGGGCUCCGAUCUAAGACCCACGUUGUCCUCGCUUGCGUUAAUAAGGCUAAUUCCGAGCUUUCCUCCCACCAGAAGAAGAUCUUCAAGAUCGACGACCACAUCGGAGUUGCCAUUGCUGGCCUCACUGCCGACGGUCGAGUUCUAUCCCGUUACAUGCGAUCUGAGUGCAUCAACUACGCCUACACCUUCGAGUCACCGCUUCCCGUCGGUCGACUCGUCGUUCAACUCGCCGAUAAGGCUCAGGUCUGCACCCAACGGUCAUGGAAACGGCCUUAUGGAGUUGGUCUCCUGGUAGCAGGAUUGGAUGAAUCUGGAGCUCACCUCUAUUACAACUGCCCCAGUGGGAACUACUUUGAAUAUCAGGCUUUCGCAAUCGGAUCUCGUUCACAAGCUGCAAAGACAUAUUUAGAACGCAGAUUUGAGAGCUUCACGGGCUCCUCAAGGGAAGAUCUGAUCAAGGAUGCUCUCAUUGCUACAAGGGAAACAUUACAAGGGGAAAAACUCAGGAGUUCUAUAUGUACUAUUGCUGUGGUUGGAGUUGGUGAGCCAUUCCACGUACUGGAUCAAGAAACUGUACAAAAGUUGAUCGACGAUUUUGAGAUUGUGAAAGAGGAAGAAAGUCCUCCUGCUGAACCUCAGCCAGCACCUGAGCCGGCUGCUGCUGCCGAUCAGGGUUCUAGUGCAGAUCAGGGUGCUGCGGCAGAGCAAGGGGGUGUUGCUCCAAUGGAUAUUUGAUGAUUUAAAAACCAUUAUCAUCUUAGGUACCAGUGGUCAUUAUGGGAGUUUGACGGUUUAUUUCCCCUCAAUCCUUUCUAUUUCUGCAAUUUUUACAGCAGCGCGUUAUAGAAAACGAUAUAAUGCCAACGGUUGGACUUAAAGCUGCGAUCUAAGUUAUACCACAGGAUAUAAUGCAAUGACGUAUGCGGUAAAAAAUGAUAGGCAACCCGGUAUUUUGGUUGUAACAUCCUGAAUUUUAGAAAAGUUGGCCAGACUUAAAAGUGUGCGCUAUGAUAAUUUUCAUUCGAAUGUAAUCUCUUCUAUGUGCUAUAAAUUGUUGUAUGAGAGAGACUCGGUUUUUUUCU
Neltuma alba is the source of this 1215-nucleotide messenger RNA. RefSeq names its product proteasome subunit alpha type-1-B. The record is from RefSeq and is a predicted model, not a curated record. NCBI's taxonomy places the organism in Eukaryota, Viridiplantae, Streptophyta, Magnoliopsida, Fabales, Fabaceae. The transcript has 3 exons. Bases 26 to 868 code for a protein of 280 amino acids. Gene Ontology annotation, cellular component: proteasome core complex; proteasome core complex, alpha-subunit complex. Gene Ontology annotation, biological process: ubiquitin-dependent protein catabolic process.